This is a messenger RNA of Trichobilharzia szidati, 300 nucleotides long. The record is from the annotation of a GenBank genome assembly. Lineage: Eukaryota; Metazoa; Platyhelminthes; Trematoda; Strigeidida; Schistosomatidae.
AUGCUUAACAAAUUGAUUUUCUGUAAACAACCUCUUGUAAAUAGGGGUUUUGAAGGUUCACCUGAACAAUUGGAAUUAGUGAUCGGUGGUGAAGCUGCUAUAUGGAGUAAAUAUGUGGAUGAAACAAAUCUAAUACCUCUAGCCUGGCCAAGAGGAGCUGCUGUAGCUGAACGUCUUUGGUCAGAAGAUAUUGGAGAUGUACAGGAUUUUCGUCAACGAUUAAGUGAACUUCAGUGUAGAAUGCUCAGAAAUAGAAUUAAAGGUCAUCCAGUAAAUGGACCAGGAUUUUGUCCACCUUAA